CAGACACCCAUCGCCACCAUGUACGGAAUGCUGUACGAGAGCGUCCAGCACUACAUUCAGCAGGAGUACGGGAUGGAGACCUGGAGGAAGGUCUGCCAGAUAGUCGACUGCAAGCACCAGAGCUUCAAGACGCACCAGAUCUAUCCGGACAAACUGAUGCCGGACUUUGCAGCGGCCCUGUCGGCGAGUACGGGCGAGUCCUUUGACUUCUGCAUGAACUUCUUUGGGAAGUGCUUCGUUCGGUUCUUCAGUAACUUUGGCUACGACAAGAUGAUCCGCUCCACGGGACGCUAUUUCUGUGAUUUCCUGCAAUCCAUCGACAACAUCCAUGUCCAAAUGCGUUUUACUUAUCCAAAGAUGAAGUCGCCCAGCAUGCAGUUGACCGCAAUGGAUGAUGAUGGAGCGGUGAUUCUCUACCGCAGCGGAAGGACUGGCAUGUCCAAGUAUUUGAUUGGUCAGAUGACGGAGGUGGCCAAGGAGUUUUACGGCCUGGACAUGACUGCCUAUGUCCUGGAGAGCCAGAAUGACAUCUGCGGGGGAACAGCGGGUCCCAUCAAGCUCACCGAGGGUCCUCUGACCGUAAUUGUCAAGUAUCGACUGGACUUUGACAAUCGGGAUUAUAUGGCCAAGCGGGUGAACGUCAUCGCUCAUCCGUCGCAGCUCAAGAUGCCCUCGGUGGACCUGAACGUGUUUCUAGAGCUAUUUCCCUUCACUAUUGUCCUGGAUCACGAUAUGAAAAUCACUCUCGCUGGCGAGAAGAUUGUGGAAACGUGGAUCCUGCACAAUCCCGGCGUAAAUCCCAAGAGCUUCAUUGGCAGUCACAUCAUGGAGCGGUUCAAGUGCCGGCGGCCCAAGGACACGCAGGUCGAAUGGGAGACCAUUCUGCAGAUGCGAACGGUGCUCUUCGAGUUCGAACUCAUCCGUACGGGUCACAACCGAGCCGCCUACGAUGCGGCCCUGAACUUUGACUUCGACACCUUCGACGAGGCUAGCAGUCUGAACGAGGCCCAGGCCAUGGCCUUGGCCAGUGCCAAGGAGUUCAGUGCGGAGCACUCCAAGGAGGAUGCAGCAGCAGCCGCCGCCACCUCCAAGGAUGAAAUCGAUCCGGCCACGGGUCAGAGGAGGCACUCCGUGGGUCUCCGGUCCAUCCUGCUCAAGGGUCAGAUGUUCUACAUCAAGGACGUGGACUCGCUGAUCUUCCUCUGCAGUCCGCUAAUCGAGAACCUGGAUGAGCUGCACGGAAUCGGUCUGUACCUGAACGAUCUCAAUCCACAUGGUCUGAGUCGGGAGCUGGUCAUGGCUGGAUGGCAGCACUGCUCCAAGCUGGAGAUUAUGUUCGAGAAGGAGGAGCAGCGAUCGGAUGAACUGGAAAAAUCCUUGGAACUGGCUGAUUCGUGGAAGCGGCAGGGGGAUGAGCUGCUGUACUCCAUGAUCCCACGUCCCAUUGCCGAGAGAAUGAGAAAGAGCGAGGAGCACGUCUGCCAGAGCUUCGAGGAGGUGUCUGUCAUCUUCAUCGAGGUGCUGAAUGUCUACGACAGCGGGUCCAAUAAUAUACAGGAUGCCAUGCAGGCGGUAACCACCUUGAACAAGGUAUUCUCGGCCCUGGACGAGGAGAUCAUCUCACCGUUUGUGUAUAAAGUGGAGACUGUGGGCAUGGUUUACAUGGCGGUUUCGGGAGCUCCCGAUGUGAAUCCCCUCCACGCGGAGCACGCCUGUGAUUUGGCCCUGCGGGUCAUGAAGAAGGUCAAGGCCCAUGCUUUGCCCGGAGUGGCCAUUCGGGUGGGCAUAAAUUCGGGACCGGUGGUGGCCGGAGUGGUGGGUAUGAAGGUUCCCCGAUACUGCCUGUUCGGGGACACUGUUAACACAGCCUCGCGAAUGGAGAGCAGCAGCGAUCCCUGGAUGAUUCAGCUUUCCAACUAUACUGCCCUCAAGGUGAGAGAGGUGGGAUACAAGGUAGAAGCGCGGGGAUUUGUCAAGGUCAAGGGAAAGGGCGAGAUGGAGACCUACUGGCUAUUGGAGGGACCAGAGUAG
This is a messenger RNA of Drosophila takahashii, 2031 nucleotides long. RefSeq names its product Guanylyl cyclase at 89Db (gene Gyc89Db). Gene Ontology annotation, cellular component: guanylate cyclase complex, soluble. NCBI's taxonomy places the organism in Eukaryota, Metazoa, Arthropoda, Insecta, Diptera, Drosophilidae. Gene Ontology annotation, molecular function: guanylate cyclase activity; heme binding. The record is from RefSeq and is a predicted model, not a curated record. Gene Ontology annotation, biological process: response to oxygen levels; cGMP biosynthetic process; nitric oxide-cGMP-mediated signaling.